AUGGAGAUUAUUCAUUCACGACAAACUGGUUUAGUCGUGCCUUCCCAGUCGUCGUCCGUAGGUUCGCUUCUGCAGCAAGGAAUAGAAGUUUCUACGAUAUGUAUCUGUAAAUUUGGAAUCCGAAAUGUAUCCAUCGGAGCGGAACUAACUGGUUACAAUCACUUGCAUUUUUCCCUAUUUCUGAAGACAUGUUCGAUCGAAUCAUGGGUGGUUGAUGGCAACUACGAUAAAAAAGACGAGAUAACUGGCCUCGAGGCAGAACAUCUUCUCGGUCGUAAACCAGACAUACUUACACCAAACGGGCUCAAUGUGGUUAAAUUCUCGGCGCUCCAUGAGUUCCAGAAUCUUCACGCAUUGGCCAAAGAGAAAAUCCACGACUUCAUCCGGGGACAUUUUUAUGGGUGA
Haemonchus placei is the source of this 405-nucleotide messenger RNA. NCBI's taxonomy places the organism in Eukaryota, Metazoa, Nematoda, Chromadorea, Rhabditida, Trichostrongylidae. The record is from the annotation of a GenBank genome assembly.